Pseudo-nitzschia multistriata is the source of this 2145-nucleotide messenger RNA. NCBI's taxonomy places the organism in Eukaryota, Bacillariophyta, Bacillariophyceae, Bacillariales, Bacillariaceae. The record is from the annotation of a GenBank genome assembly.
CAUAAUAUUGUAUCCAAAAGCUGAGACAGAUCGAUACCAUCGAGUUUUCGUUCUUUUGCAAGCAUCCUCCUUAAAACCUUAACAAUGAGUGCCGAAACAAAGUCCACCGCCGACGCUAUGGUCGAUGCCAUUGCCAAGGGAUCCGCUGCCUCUGGCGGACCAGAGGCAUUCGUUGGGACGUACACCGAUCCCGUCAACCACCCGGGAGGGACGAGAACCAUCAAGCUGGUUGCUGAAAAGGCAGGAGACUAUCAACUUGCGGAGGUACACGGCGGAGGCGGUACAGGAGAACCCGAAAGCUACGUCCUCCCGGCAGCCGUCAUCGGAGACCGACUCAUUGUCAUUGACUUCUCUCCCAAGGGUGGACCCAAAGAUCUCAUCGCCGUCCUCGACAAUGGAGACAUCGUGUUUGUGCAAGACGGAAACCGCUGGCCAAGAAGCUAGAAAACAAAAUACACUAGCUGCAAUGCUGUCUUGUUAGAGAAUGGUACUUUGCGAUAGCAUAUUUUCCAAAAUUUACAAGGCGUGCAGACGAAACUUCCCUKAACAAAUCUAGGAAAUAUUUUAUUUUGAAUAAGCUUUAGAUACUGUUAGAUUAAAGAAGUGUGAAGUCUUCAUCGAGACAGUCUGCAUGGCAUGUGCUCCCAGCAGCCAUGCAGGCCCAUUGGGGUUUUACGUAAUCGUAAUGUUUUAGCAAUCCUUCCUUGCUUGCCACAAGUAUCUCGCGGACCGGAUCGUAAAUUGAAUCGUCGAGAAUCUUUCGAAGGAUCUCAGCAGGUUUAACGCGUACCUUUUUCGUUCUAACGGCACCGUCAGCAUCCACAACCUCCACUUCCUUGUCCUCUAGUGCUUCGCCAGUCAUAACCAUCUUUAGCAUGGAAGGGCUAAAUCCCGACAAAAGGACGGUGCCCUCCGUAUCCUUUUCGACUGGGUGGCCGCACGUGUCGCGCAAAUUCCAAUAAACAAUGGGAGUUGGAUCCGAAUCCUUCCAACCGAGUAUCUGGGCUGUAGUGGCGAAUUUUGAGCGGAUGGUUUCGUGCAUUGUAACACAUCUGCUGCGGUCGUAACAGGCUCCAUACCGUCUAAAUGAUCCUUGUGCUAGAUCAAACUGCAUGUCCGAAAAGACAAUCAGUGAGGGCACAUCUUUCUUGGCCAGUCUGUGCUCAACACAAACUUUCAUAAUUUGGUCGUACGCCCUCUCGAAAUUUGUGCUUCCUCCCCAACCAGCACACAUAAGCGACCUGACUUUCUUGACAAUACUGUCCUCUGGAUUCAACUUGUGCCAGCAAGGAGUCGAUUCGAAGGUUAACACCAUAUCCCGAAAUGCUGGGUGAGUAAUCUCAGAAAUUCCAAUCCCCAUUGCGAUGGCGACCUCCAUGGGUUUACCAGACAUGGAGCCAGAAACGUCAGACAAUGGCACCAUCUUCGAUGGGUCGAAGUCAACACCUUCUAGUUUUGAUUUGGCCUGUACUUCUUCGAUGGCAGUGUUCCACAAAUCUUUCCAUUGCGCGUCCAGCACUUUUUCCUGGUUUGGACYGACCUUCCCCUUCAUGAUCUUCGCAACUAUCUCAUCGGGCAUCAAUGUGCUCCCCUUCAAUCCUUUCUGCGUCAGAUGGUCCACGAACAGUUCAGCACAUCGUUGGCGUUUCGCAUCAUUCGGUCUUCGUACAGAGCCGUCUACCUUCUCGUUUAGGAGUGCUCUCGACAGCUUCAGGGUUGCCUUCGAGGACAGCAUAUGGAACUUGAUUUCGUCGGCACGCUGAGCAGACAAGUAUACUUCGGGAAGGGAAAGAAAGGAUGUCAGCCUUUUUACUUCCUUCCGAAACGAUUUCUUCGAAUGAGACUUCCAGAUCUUUGAUCCAUUUCUUCGCUCGAUGGGCCCUUCGUUCAGGAAGCGCUGGACGAAAUUGAGCUUCUUGUCAAAGUAAGUGUUCUCGCGAGGUAACCACUUUGCCAAAAGGGAGAUUUUCGGUCCGGUCGAUAUUAUCUUUCCAACCACAUCCGCGUGAUCGGCAUCGAUCUCGCUCCUGUGUUCCAUGUCCCCCCUAUCCAUGCCUUCGGUGUCGCCGUCUUUCUGUUUUGCUUCGUACUUGGCUAAUGCAUCCAGAUCAGCUUGAAACUGAGCUCGCAUAAGGUUUAUCGAUU